CUAUUGCCACAGACCACCACUUGUGUGAUACAGAACACCAUGACGCGAACCGCCAGAGCUGCCUUUCCGCGUGCUAUAAUCAAAGAUCGUUCACAAUCUCGCUCCGGUUUCAGUAAGGAGAUGAAGAAAGGAGGGGCAGGGUCCCACAAUUGGGGCAAAUUGGGCGAAAUCGAGAACGAGAACGAACUUGAAUAUGAUUCCGAGGGCGAUUCUGCCCAGAUGACUCGUAGCAGUGUAAACGACGAAAUUUCCACUCCAAGGAAGCGUUCAACAUCUUUCCCGAAUGAGAGUGAAAUUGAAGCCGCAAAGCAACUCAGGAAGAAUGCCUUGAAUGAUGGAGUUGAUCUCGCAACCAUUGCUCGUACCUCAGUCGCUGUAUCCUCUUCUCCCAAGGACACAGUUACCACCACCUCUGAUGCCAGCAUUAGUAUUUAAGUUGACUUCCAGUCAAAUCAAAAAAUCAAUGUAUUUGUAGGUAGUAAAGAAACUCAGCUACUAAGCAAACUUGUACAGUACAUACAGUAUAUCUGCCUUGUAUAAUCAGUUAUCUCACUGCAUCCUCCUUCACAUUCAUAUCAAAUCCUGCUUGUACAAAA
Messenger RNA from Lentinula edodes (shiitake mushroom), 596 nucleotides. RefSeq lists its product as uncharacterized. Lineage: Eukaryota; Fungi; Basidiomycota; Agaricomycetes; Agaricales; Omphalotaceae. Bases 40 to 435 code for a protein of 131 amino acids. The record is from RefSeq and is a predicted model, not a curated record. The transcript has 5 exons.